UUUCAUCACUAUAUACAUCUUUAACGUCUCUCUCUAAUUAUUCCAAAUCUCACAUUCAAAAUUCAUACACGCUCUUCUUCUUCUUUCUUCCAAAAAAAUGUCAGAAAACAAAUUCUUAAACACCCUUUCAGCCUCGUCGAUCCGUAAUUUCCUUCCAAGAUCAGUUUCAACUAAGAAAAAAUUGAAUUCAAGUCGAUUUAAGAAUAAAAUGAAUACUGAAAAUGUUGCUCCUAUGGAUCCUAACAUUCAAAUCAGUGAUCCCCCACUGUUACCUACAAGUUCCAUACUCAAAAAACCCGUUUCGAAGACGAUUGAUACUGAUAAAUUAGAAGAACUGAACAGAUCUUUGGCCCCACAAGAACAACUACUAGAAGUUCAUGAUCCACCAGUCAAGGUUGUUGCAAGGAUUAGACCUGCUAAUCGUAUUGAGAAUGGAACCCAAGCUGUUCGCAAAGUUUCUGAUAAUUCAGUGUGUGUUGUUGAUAGAAAGUUUAACUUUGACAUGGUUUUUGGUUCAAAUUCAAAUCAGGAAGAUAUAUUUCAAUCAGUUGGUGCCCCUUUAGUUAAGGAUGCAUUGGCAGGUUACAAUACUUCUCUCUUAGCUUAUGGACAGACUGGAAGCGGUAAGACUUAUACCAUGUGGGGACCUCCUAGUUCCAUUGUUGAGGCUCCAUCACCUAAUGGACUUCAAGGCAUUGUCCCGCGCAUUUUUCAGACAUUGUUUUCUAGUAUUCAAAGAGAGCAAGAGAACUCUGAAGGUAAACAGAUAAAUUACCAGUGUCGUUGCUCAUUCCUAGAGAUAUAUGAUGAACAUAUUGGGGAUCUACUCGAUCCUACACAGCGAAAUUUAAAGAUAAUGGAUGAUCCAAGAGUUGGAUUCUAUGUUGAGAACAUAACUGAAGAAUAUGUGUCUACCUAUGAGGAUGUCACCCAGAUGUUGAUUAAGGGCCUUUCAAGUAGAAAAGUUGGAUCAACGAGCAUAAAUUCGAAGAGUUCUAGGUCCCAUAUUGUUUUUACCUGCGUCAUUGAGUCCUGGUGCAAGGAGUCCUCAUCGAAGUGUUUUGGUAGUUCAAAGAUGAGCAGAAUGAGCCUUGUUGAUCUUGCUGGAUUUGAAAGAACUGUACCUGAUGAUGUUGGUAAACAGUACCUUAAGGAAGGGAAGUACGUAAAGAAGUCCACAUCACUGCUCGGGCAUUUGGUAAAUGUCCUCUCUGAAAGGAGCCAGUCCAGGAAACUUGAGGAUGUUUCGUAUAGCAGUUCCGCUUUGACUCAUUUAAUGAGAGAAUCACUUGGAGGGAAUGCUAAACUCUCCGUCAUAUGUGCCAUCAGCCCAGAAAACAAACAUAAUAGUGAAACUAUAAGCACUCUGAGAUUUGGGAAUCGGGUGAAACUCAUACCAAAUGAGCCAUUGGUAAAUGAAAUAUCAGAAGAUGAUGUUAAUGGCCUGAGUGAUCAGAUUCGCCAACUGAAGGAAGAGCUUAUAAGAGCUCGGUCAAGUGCAAGCAUUUCAGUCGGAAGCAACUAUGGAUCCUUCAGAGGAGCAAAUGUACGUGAAAGCUUGAAUCAGUUGAGAGUGAGCCUUAACCGUUCUCUGAUCUUACCUAGCAUAGAUAACGAGCGUGAAGAAGAAGAGGUUCACAUAAAUGAGAAUGAUAUAAAAGAACUACAGCUCCAGAUUGAUAACUUACGUGGUUCACAUGGAAAUAACUCAAAAGCAACCUUUGAGAAGAAAAACUCUCUCAAAUAUUCUUCUGGAGAAAGUGAACACUAUCUCAGCUGUUCAGAAGAAAGUGAAGGUGAAGAAAUUAACUCAGAAGAGAUACUGGAGGAGACCCUUGAUGAUGCUGAUCAAGAGAUGAAAACAAUGCAGCCUGAAUACUGUAGUAGUAUCUCAAUCAGCCCAUCCCGUCAUUCUGCUGAUCUUCAGGGGCCGCUGUUGUCAGAGUCCCCAAAGUUUCGGAGCAACCAGAGGAAGAGCUUAAUUAUCUCCAGUGAAGAUAAUAUUCAAUGUUCCUCCAAAAGUUCUGAAUUGUCUUCCCUACCACAGAAACAAGGUGACCUUAUCCAGUCUUCUUUGAGGUCCAGCAGAAUAUUUCCUGGGCCAACUGAGUCCUUGGCUGCCAGUCUACAUAGAGGUCUAGAGAUCAUUGACUAUCACCAGAGGAAUUCCGCAUCAAAUAAAUCUUUAGUUUCCUUCUCUUUUGAACAUUUGGCAGUCAAACCAAGUCCAAUGUCAAAUGAUAAGGCCAAUGCUUCUAUUCAGACAUCAUCCGAAGGGGAACAAACUUCUCCUUUUGUAGCCACUUCAUUCCUGUGUCCAAAGUGCAAGACGAAAGGAACUUCCUCUAGUAUUGGGACAUGGAUGGUCCCCAUGGAAGAGGCAAGUUCAGAUCAAGUGCCUAAAGAUUCGGAGAAAGUUUUGUUCCAAGCUCUAGAGAGAGAGAAGCAGCUUGAAAGUGUAUGCAAGGAUCAAGCGGACAAAAUUGAGCAGCUAAACAAAAGACUAGCCCAGUGUAAAUGCUCAAUAGAACAAAGUUCUCUGAUUGAAUGCGGCAAGGAUGCUGUUGAUCUCAAGGACAAUGAGAAGCAAGCUUCAAUAAUCUAUCAGAAUGGAAGUCAAUCACCAAAGAACCCAAAGCUCCUGAAAUGGGAUGAUGAUGAAAAUCCUGAGUCUGAAGCUGUAACAGAGAAGUAUGAAAUUAAAGAAAUUCAGGGCGAUGUGGACAACUGUGGUGGCAAAAAAUUGUUUGAUAUGGCUGAGAGAGAAGCAAUGCUCAAAGAACUUGGAGGUCUAAGCACUACAAAUAAAUCAAUUGAAAGAACCAGAUCCUCUUUGUUGGCACAAUCAAUGCAGCUUAGAAAAUCAAUUGCAUGUGCUAAAGGUUCUGGUGAAGAACUUGAGAAGGAAAGAGAAAAAUGGACUGAAAUGGAGAGCGAGUGGAUUUGUCUAACUGAUGAACUGAGAAUUGAUCUUGAGGCUCAUCGCCAGCGUGCAGAAAAGGUGGCAGCAGAAUUAAUGUUGGAGAAGAAGUGCACAGACGAGUUGGAUGAUGCCCUCAAAAGAUCCGUCCUUGGGCAAGCCAGAAUGAUUGAGCAUUACGCGGAAUUACAGGACAAGUACAACGACUUAGCUGAGAAGCAUAAGUUGAUAUUGCAAGGGAUCCAAGAUGUGAAAAUGGCUGCAGCAAAAGCAGGAAAAAAAGGUCAUGGUGCUCGCUUCGCCAAGUCUCUCGCUGCAGAGCUCUCCGCUUUGAGAGUGGAAAGGGAGAGAGAGAGGGAAAUGCUGAAAAAGGAGAAUAGAAGCCUUAGAGUUCAACUUAAAGACACUGCUGAAGCUGUUCAUGCAGCUGGAGAACUUCUUGUUAGGUUGAGAGAAGCAGAGGAAACAGCUUCAUUUGCUGAGGAGAACUUUACACAAGCAAAGGAAGAGAAUGAGAAAUUGAAGAAGCAAAUAGAGAAGCUGAAGAGAAAACACAAGAUGGAGAUGAUAACAAUGAAACAAUAUCUUGCUGAGAGCCGAUUGCCAGAAGCAGCGUUGAGACCGCCAGUGUACAGGCAGGACUCGGAUGUUGCAAACAAUGAGAACACCAUCCAACAUAAUGAGUAUGAUGAUCAAUCAUGGAGAGCAGAGUUUGGUGCCAUUUAUCAGGAACAUAUAUGACUUGUUUGAUUGAACUUUGUAAACUUAGGCAAAAUACUGAAACAGGCAAAGACCCUGCUCGGGACUUUGGUGACAAAAAUUGCUAUCCUGAUCAUUUCCUUUUUGGUUGUAUUCUUAUUGAUCUCAUCAUUCUUUUGAAGAUUUUUUUUUCAUCAUUCUUUUGAAGACUUGAUUGACUAGAUUUGACAUUUGUUGUGAGCUGUUUCUUCAGCUUGGUUAGUAACAAUGCUUGGUGUUUCAUUUUUACUCAAA
Lycium barbarum (goji berry) is the source of this 3913-nucleotide messenger RNA. RefSeq names its product kinesin-like protein KIN-12F. The record is from RefSeq and is a predicted model, not a curated record. Gene Ontology annotation, molecular function: ATP binding; microtubule binding; microtubule motor activity. Gene Ontology annotation, biological process: microtubule-based movement. Lineage: Eukaryota; Viridiplantae; Streptophyta; Magnoliopsida; Solanales; Solanaceae. The transcript is spliced from 16 exons. Bases 98 to 3661 code for a protein of 1187 amino acids.